CUUUUGGAGCUAUCAUAGCUACGUAGCUGUGUCUCAAAGAUCCCGCUCUGUCAUCUCACUGGAAAACACAAAACAUGGACCGAGAUCGGUGGCAAAAUGGAAUCCCCUUCUUCCCCAGAAGCACCAUCAGCCAGAGUGUCCGGCACAGCAUCGACUGCAUCGAAUGAACAGAAAUGGUCUAUCUACAAGCGAGUUCAAGUGCAAUGCAAACAAGCUCCGGCUGAGGAAAUUGCCAAUAUUCCGGGAUUUGUGGAUUUUGUUGGGAAUGAUGAGAGGCAGGACGAUCGUAUCAUUCGGCUGGAUAAAAAGGAUGACGAAAACAUCCUUUAUCAGGGUCCUCUCUUUGGCUUGACGGACUACCCAGGCUUUGCCAUGGCUCCACAAGCCCUAUCACCAGCCCUGCAAGAGCAAUUGGCCUUUGAGGCUGUGACGGAAUACUGUGAACAGCCACAUGCUACCAACAUUGAUUUGUUACCGCCCAAGCCAUCCGAAAAAGUCAACACACAGGAAGAAAGCAUGUGGAGUAUAUGGAAAGCAGAACAGUCAUCAUCAUCACAAAAUAAUCAGAAUCCACACACCAGAAAACGAAAACAGAAUCAAUCUGGCACUCCAAAAUACUACCGGUCGUUUCGGAAAUUAUCUUGGGCUACUACUGGAUAUCACUAUGAUUGGACAGAACGAUCCUAUCAUGAGGGCAAAAAAUCUCCCAUGCCCCCAUUGUUGCAGGAUGUGGCCCUGUUGUUUGCUCGCAUAUCCUUGGCACUGACUUCCACUAGUAGUGCUCGCAUCCAACAACAAUUCACUCCUUCUGCCAGCAUUGUGAACUAUUACAAUACCAAAUCCGUCAUGGGCGGGCAUCGGGAUGAUCUUGAAUACGCCUUGGAUAAACCAGUGGUAUCCAUCAGCUUGGGGUUGCCGGCCAUUUUUCUAUUGGGAGGAAAAUGCAAACAAUCCGAUGAGCCAGUGAUACCCAUACUGGUCCGACCGGGGGAUGUCAUGAUGCUGGGAGGGGAUGCUCGAUUGAAUUAUCAUGGAAUGGCACGAGUGUUGCUACCGCAAGACUAUGCCAUUUAUUCAAAUGGUAGUGGUGGCCAGAGAAAGGACUUUUCGUCGAGUGGUCAGGUGACGAGGGAACUGUUGAGCAGCAAGCUUUCACAAGGACAUGAAAAUGGCACGGGAAGGUCCGGUUCGGACCGGGAACACCUGACAGAAGAAGACCAAAAAGCGCUAAAAACAUUCCUUGGGCAACACCGAAUCAACAUCAAUGUGCGACAGGUGCACCGUGAUGUAACAACCACCAGCAGUACAUAGUUUGAUAUUGGUUUUGUGUUGAGUGGCACUUGGCAGGGUUGCUGUGUUGUCAAAGCCGACUUCUUUCGCAGUCAAAUCUAAACUAUUGAGAACACCUAGUUGUUUGCUA
Molecule: messenger RNA, 1420 nt
Organism: Seminavis robusta
Lineage: Eukaryota; Bacillariophyta; Bacillariophyceae; Naviculales; Naviculaceae
Source: the annotation of a GenBank genome assembly